Rodentolepis nana is the source of this 2502-nucleotide messenger RNA. The record is from the annotation of a GenBank genome assembly. Lineage: Eukaryota; Metazoa; Platyhelminthes; Cestoda; Cyclophyllidea; Hymenolepididae.
UCACCACGAGCCGUUUCCUCCAUAAAUGUCGAGAGAAACCGGGGAUUAAUUGAAGAGGAACCACCUGCACUGCCAAGUCGUUCACAUUAUAGUCACCGCCAUUUAUCUCAUGCAAUGGGUAAUCCCCAACCACCUACCUUACCACCCAAACCAGGAGAACUCAAAGAGGAGACCUCACUCUGCAAACUACACUCACAAACUGUUGUCGACGUCGCAGCUUCUAAAAGGAGGCAAGAAGAAGUAAAGCCAUCUAGAAGCGAUGAUCGGAAACAUCCCGUAUCUGCUGGAGGUCAUCAUCAUCACCAUCAUCGCCACACGAGACACCAAGAUGAACCUCCUGAAGCACCCCAUCGAUCAAGACGCCGACCUGUUCAAUCACCAGCCUUGGUCGGUGAGGAUCCACAAUCGUUGGGUAUUUCAUCACCGAUUCUGGGAGAAGAGAGGACCCGAGUGAAUGCUACGCGAGCUUCACCUGUCAUGACAGCUGUCACUUCAGCUUCUACUGGCAAAAAGAUACCUGCAUCCAAGGAUUAUAUGGAGAAGAUUGGGUCACACAAAGCGAGUAUCGAGGCUCUGAGAAGAGAACUACGUUCGGUAGAAACAGCCUCAUCCGCCGUGACAACAGUGACCAGUGGACCUGCAGUGAUCUCGAAUAUUUCACAAUCAUCUCGUAGAGGGGGAGACGAGGGCGCAGUACUAAAUGGUCGAGUCAAUACAUUUUCUAGAGGUCUUUUGCUGGAAGGUGGUGGAGGUGCUCAACUACCUUAUCCACCACCCUCAAUCUCUCCUUCCGACGAAGCUGCUGCAAGAUUAGCCGACGCAUCGGGGUCGGCGUCUUUCGGAGACUUGAGAAGCGCGAUUCUAGCAAGUACUGGAAAUACAAUGGUUGAUGGGCCGAAUCAACGGAAAGAGCUUCCGACAACACCGAAAGAAAAUGAUGGACUUCUUGCCGCACCCCAGGAUGCAACUUACCUUGAAUCAGAAUCUGACUCGGGACCUGAACAGGUGGGUAUAAACACAGUGAGACGAUCGAUACAUGAGCCGUCAACCUCCAAGCACACUAAAGCUCCACUGCCGGAAAUGUCAAGUCCUGGAGAAGCCCCCAGACCACCCUCUCUACCACGAUCAUCCAGCUUAUCUUCAACAAAUUCUUCGGUGUCUUCAUCGGUUGUCUCGUAUUCUCGUUCACAGUCUCUAUUCUCUCACGGAGCUGCAGUUUCAGACAAAUCAAGUCUCUCUCAACUGUCAUCAUCCUCAGAUCUGUCUUCCGAUACAGACCACAGUUUUUCCUCAAUGUCAACCUCUCCUGAACGCUAUUCACAUCACCGACAUCCGCAUCAUCAUUACCACGCCUGCCCCGAAUGCGUCUCCCGCUCUCAAGGUCAUCUCCAGUCUUACCUCAGUGGUGGUGGUGGUAGCCAUCGUAGCCUAUCCCGACAUAUCCAACGCCACUCAGCUUACUUCCAGGAACACAAGACGGAAGGGAAAAGAAGCAAAUCUAGCCACUCAUCUCGCAGCGGUGGACGACAUCCAGAUUCUUCUUUACUGAAGAGUCUCAUCAACGAUGAGAUUGCACUAGAGACGAUAAGUCGUCAGCAGAAACUCCUAAAGAAAGAGUUAGAGAAACAGAAAAAGCUAGCUGCCGAACUGGAAGAAGCUAAAAGGCUUACUCAAAAGCUCCUUGAAGAGAAGGUGCGGAUGGAAAAGCAAAUUGAAGAACCGAAAAAGCGAAGUUAUGAAGAAGAAGAAGAAGCAGACGCCAAAUCAUCAUUAAAAGAAAACCAAAGGGUGGAUGAGGAGAAGAAUAAGAAGAAGAAAGAAGAAUCUCCGGUUCCUAGUACUUCUCAUCAUCGUGAGGGACAUCAUAGGUCAUCGUCCUCCGGAAAGAGACAUCAUCAUCAUCAUCAUCAUAGAAAAGGUCAUAGACAUCGAAAGUCCUCAAGUGGUUCUGAUGAGGAACGAGGCUCCGAUGAAAAGUCCAAGAAAUCGCCUUGUGCUCGAGUUUCAUCAGAAAAAGGGUCGGAAAAAAGGGAGGAGGACUCGAAAGGUCGAGGUUCACAUCAAAAGCACAGUCACUCGAAGGGGCGACAUCGUCACCACCACAAAGCAUCAAACUAUGGUGAAAAGGACGAUCAGGAAAAUGCGUCUUUAAAGGAAAAGACAAUGGCAAAAGCAAAGAGAGAGAAGGAAGAAACCACAUCUCCAGAUAUGCACAAGCUCCAGGCACAACAAGCCUCGGGAGAAAUUAAGCAAGUAGGUGGGAAAGCUCAAUCUGAGUUGGAUUGCAAAGUGGGGAUUUUUCAGCAAUUAAAUGACGAGCUACCACCUCCCCCACCACAAUCACCUCCUCCAUCUCAAUAUGAAGCGAAAAGUCCUGAGGCUCAAAAGAAAAGCACCCCGAAAGAUGUUUUAUCAUCACCCCAAAAAAGAGACGGAGGAUCUUCUUUCCCUCCAACGUCCGAUGAAGCGGGGCUGGCCAAGGAUAUAAUUAAAGAGGCAUGA